AUGGUGAGCAGGAUGUCUGGUAUGCUUAGAGAUACCAAGUCUAGAAUCUUAGAGAAGGUUGAUCAAAAUGAUCAAACUACUGAGUUAAGAAUAAAUUCUUUUAAUUCGAAGUAUGUGGGGGCUGUGAAAGAGCUAACAAAUGUUCAAAAAGAAAGACAUACUUUGUUCGUAAUGGAUGUGAAGAAAUUGAGAGAAGAUGUAAAUUUGAAUCUUCAAGAGCUUUGUGAUGACAUGGUUCGUGAACUUACAGUUUUUCAGAAUGAUUAUGCCACUCUGCAUAAUAAAGUUGAUAUUAUUUGUGAUGCUGUCACGAAAUAUGUUAUGUUGUACAAAAGCUUGAGUCCUCAAAUUACUCAACUUUCUACAUCUGACAAUCAACAGCUGGGGGAGGUUAUUUAG
Messenger RNA from Lactuca saligna, 399 nucleotides. NCBI's taxonomy places the organism in Eukaryota, Viridiplantae, Streptophyta, Magnoliopsida, Asterales, Asteraceae. The record is from the annotation of a GenBank genome assembly.